Molecule: messenger RNA, 1927 nt
Organism: Uranotaenia lowii
Lineage: Eukaryota; Metazoa; Arthropoda; Insecta; Diptera; Culicidae
Product: probable mitochondrial glutathione transporter SLC25A40
Exons: 2
Coding region: 526-1668 (380 amino acids)
Biological process (GO): mitochondrial transmembrane transport
Source: RefSeq, a predicted model, not a curated record
ACGCCAAUUCCGAAUACUUUAGCACGUUCUCCGUCCAAUUUUACGUUGACUUGCAAAUUUGUAGACAAAUUAGACCAUUAUUCAUGAAAUGAGAAUUGAAAAACCUUCAACAUCGAUUUUCUCAAAACAUAUCGGGUGGCUCAUAAGACCUAAUCAAAACUAACUCUAGAAUGGAUAAAAUCUGAAAUAGUUUUAAAGAAUUCGGAAAUGCUUAGAUAUGUACGAGAGUGUAUGGUAAAACUUAUUUUUUGUUUUGUUGGGCUCCGGUCAUUCUGUUUUGGUCACGCAACCGGACUCGUGCGAUAUGCGAGAAACGACGAUCGCUUGCUGCGAUUGUACAAUUUCGUGCAAUUUGACGUAGUGAUAAUUCGGUCCAGAGCUCUUCGGAUUGAUAACGCAAAAAAAAUUGUAAGAACUGUUACCCUGGAAGUGCCGUUACAAUGACAACGCUGUUCACGUUGGGAAAGCAGCACUAAUUUGAAUUGUCAUCCAACAAGUGAAAGAUAGGCGGCGAGCCAGAGAGCAAUGAACAUCAAAUCUGAAUCUGAUGAUGAAACCCUCCUUCCUCCACCUGGUGUGGACAUGGACGAUAGUCGUUUUAGAAUUCGACCCUAUCAACAGAUACUGUCUUCCUGUACCGGAGCUUUGAUAACAUCCACUUUUAUGACACCGUUGGAUGUGGUCAAAACACGCUUGCAGGCACAACAGAAAUUGCUACUGUCGAACAAAUGCUAUUUGUACUGUAAUGGGCUGAUGGACCAUCUGUGUCCAUGUGGGCCAGGAACCGUGUCUGCUGUACAGAAACCGACCCUGCAUUUCAGUGGUACUUUGGAUGCCUUUGCGAAAAUCAGUCGCUAUGAGGGUGUUCGAUCGUUGUGGUCCGGUUUGAGUCCAACGCUGGUGCUUGCCCUGCCCACAACCAUCAUCUAUUUUGUAGCAUAUGAACAAUUUCGGCUAGGAUUGAAAGAACUUUAUCUCAAAAGAAAAGGUCAGAAUGCAGAAUUACCACUAUUUUUACCCAUGGUGGCCGGAGCAACGGCUCGCGUUUUCGCCGUUUCUAUAGUCAAUCCACUUGAACUUAUUCGUACAAAAAUGCAAUCUACAAAGUUGAGCUAUUCGGAAGUUGGCCAAGGUAUUCGUACUAUGAUCCAAAACCAAGGCAUAUUGGGAAUGUGGAAAGGAUUUUUUCCCACUAUUCUAAGGGAUGUUCCCUUCAGCGGUAUCUACUGGACAACGUACGAAACUAUUAAGAAACGCAGCCAAGCUACACAACCAUCGUUUGGAUUCACUUUCGUUGCCGGGGCCAUUGCCGGAGGGGUGGCAGCCUUCCUAACAGUACCGUUUGAUGUCGUCAAAACUCAUCAGCAAAUCGAGUUUGGUGAGAGGUUUCUUUAUGCUGAUAAUGGGGAAAAGAAGAAACCUAUGCGCAGCACAGGAACAUUUGAAACAAUGCGUAAAAUUUUUAUGCGAAACGGUAUCAAAGGUUUAUUUUCUGGACUCACACCACGACUGGUGAAAGUGGCCCCAGCUUGCGCAAUUAUGAUCGCUUCAUUUGAGUAUGGGAAAAACUUUUUCUACAACUAUAACGUGCGUAAAUAUUUGGAAAAGGGAGACAUUAACCUGACGACUAAAAUAGUCGCGCCAGUCUCUAAACACUCUCAUCUCUAGGGUGGUGAAGAGUCUUGUGGAUAACCAGGUGAUUGUUUUUUACUAGGGAAACAACGUGAAGUUCAAUAUUCAUUUUAAGAUUUGUUGGAAACAGUAAUAAAUGCGGCAAAUUUAGUUUGAGAAGAGUGCUUGCGCAAUAUGUAAAUAAAUCCUCUUAUUAUCCGAUAAUAUGAUUAGGCAUGAUGCGAUAUUUGAGCUAUAAUUCCCAACACGCACGAAAGAAAUCCAGCAAUAAAUUAAGCAUUUUUUCGGCAGAUCA